AUGAAUUAUACUGUACCUGGUUCAUAUCCUAUUAAUAAUGAUAUAUUUAAUGAUAAUAUAAUACAAUCAACUGCUUCUGGUUUAAUAGAACAAGAAGAAAUGUCAAAAUUUGAAAAUCAUCAAUUUGUUAAUAUGAAGACUAAAGAUCAAUAUGAAAUAGUAUCUCAAAUUGAUUCAUUGAUAUACAUACUUUUGUUCUAUCAAUUUAUAAAAUAUUGUCAUUCAGCUAGUUUAAUUCCAUUGAUAUUACAAGUUUUAGCUCAGACUUUACUAAAUUCAAAAAUAUUAACUAAUAGAGAAAGCGCAAGUAUACUAUCUUUCUUAUUAACUGAAAGAGAUUCAAGUACUAGACAAGCUAUAAUUAAUAACUUCCUACAUAGAUAUUGCUAUUUGGUUUAUAUUAAGACCGUGUUUGUCAUAUUAUAUCAUAUAUUAUUUGUUUGCGUUUGGGAAGUUUCGUUGACAAAUACUGAUAAAUUACAAUUUUUACCCAAUGGAAGUUGGUGGUUUGUUUCAUUCAUAGGUGAGCAAGUGCCUAAUAUAACUGGUGAUAUGUCAUUUGGUACAAAAGUGAUUAAAUUGGGAUUAUUUCAACUUUUAUUCACUGAUUUAUUAAUUUUAUUCUUACAAUUAGUAUCAUAUCAAUGUAUAUUCAAACAAUCAAACGUAUUACAUAUAGAAAGAAGACUAAAUGAAGAAGAGGUCUAUAUUAUAAGAACAAAUUUAAAUGGGAAUAUAACAGUACCUGAUUCAGAAGUGACUCCAAAAGAUAAAAUACCAACAGUGUUGAAAAUACGAUUAUUUGAAACAUUAACAUCAGAAUCAUACUUAUCUUGA
Messenger RNA from Insectozyma verbasci, 837 nucleotides. Lineage: Eukaryota; Fungi; Ascomycota; Pichiomycetes; Serinales; Debaryomycetaceae. The record is from the annotation of a GenBank genome assembly.